GCAUAAUAUUCUACUUUUCCUUGCCUACAAGGGGAAGGAAAAAAAGAAGAGAAAGAAAAAGCGGUAGGAGUAUGGAACACCAGGAACCAACAUCACAGGGAAGGAGGAAAUUCAUAGGAUUGGGUUUUUUGAUGUUUCUACAGAUUGUGAUGGGUGUUAUGCCAAUUUCUGCUGAUAUAGUAUGCGGAAAGCAAGGUUUUCUGAACCGGAUCGUAGGAGGGAAAGACUCCCAAGAAGGAGAAUGGCCUUGGCAGGUCAGCAUCAAGCUGAAUGGGGAGCACCACUGUGGUGGGUCCCUUGUCACAGAUCAAUGGAUCAUCACUGCUUCACAUUGCUUUAAACUGUUCAGCAAAACAUCCAAUUUCACAGUCCUGCUUGGAGCUCGGAGGCUCUCAAAUCCAGGUCCUUAUUCUGUCACAGCUGCUGUGAAACGCAUUGUCCUCAAUCCUAACUAUGAUGCAGGGGGGAUGAGAAGUGGAGACAUUGCACUUGUACAACUGAAGGACCCCAUAACAUUCUCCAAACGAAUCACCCCCAUAUGUGUUCCUGGUGCUAAUGUCUACUUUCCCCCUGGACUUAAAUGCUGGGUCACUGGCUGGGGGGAUGUGCAAAGCAGAGAAAGGUAUGCAACCUCAGAUAUACUUCAAAAGUUGGAAGUUCCCAUAAUCAGCACAAACAACUGCAACGCCCUUUACCACCAGGACUCUGGAGAACCCAAGGGCACAAAGGAAAUUAAGACAGAUAUGCUAUGCGCUGGAUUUGCUGCUGGACGACAAGAUGCCUGCCAGGGUGAUUCAGGUGGCCCAUUGGCCUGCUGGAUGAAAGGCUCCUGGCUCCUUGCUGGUGUGGUGAGUUGGGGAGACGGGUGUGCACAGAAGAACCGUCCUGGCGUGUAUGCCCGUGUUACAUCCUAUCAGCAGUGGAUCCACAGUAUAAUACCGGAGCUGACAUUUACCAGUACUAAAAGCUAUGGGCCAACUGUGAAUAACAAAAGCACCACCAACAAUGCAUUUGCUGGCAGUUCUUCCCUCACCUUGACCAUUGCAGCUGUUUUUGUCUUGCUGCUUUCUUAAAUGUUUAUGAAGAAGGCCGCCUAUUCUUCUCAGGAAGAUCUUUAUGCUAAUCCUACUUGGAAGAAAAUCAUCAGAAAUGAAGGAGGGAAGUGGUUCUGCUACUUAACAGUUGAAAUACAUUCACAGAAACAUGCUUUCCUUAGUACUGAAACACAAAUUUAAAAAU
Messenger RNA from Pogona vitticeps (central bearded dragon), 1239 nucleotides. Lineage: Eukaryota; Metazoa; Chordata; Lepidosauria; Squamata; Agamidae. The record is from RefSeq and is a predicted model, not a curated record.